AUGAAUCAACUUCAGUGUCAGUCGACAAGUUACGACUUAGAACUUGCCAGACGAAAAAGAGAACUAAUAAGGCGCCUACCAUUCCUACCAUGUAUGUCACAACAUUCAGCUAAUCAAUUCCUGCAAUUGACUCAGCGUGUUUCCCGUGCAGAUUUACCCUUGGAAAAUCGUCUAUCUACAGUUUCUCAUCUUUCAGUCUGCUUCCUAUUCUGUCUCCCAGCGAUACUCACAGUGAUCUUUCCAGUAAGACUGCAUCGAUUAGCAUUAUCAUUGAACCAUAUUUGCGUCUUUUUGAGGCGUGCCUGUGUGAAUCUCAUUGCCCGCUAG
Molecule: messenger RNA, 327 nt
Organism: Trichobilharzia regenti
Lineage: Eukaryota; Metazoa; Platyhelminthes; Trematoda; Strigeidida; Schistosomatidae
Source: the annotation of a GenBank genome assembly